UUGCUGCGUUGAUAUGGCUUUGUUAAAAGUUACGGUGUUGGUCAUGGUACUACUCGCCAUCACAACGACCGUGGACUCGUUAGGAUACAAUUUUCCUGUACGGUCGACAAAAAGAUGUCCAAUGAAUGCCAAGGAAUGGUCUGACGCUUCUGUAAGGAUGCACUGCAACAAUACAAGCGGGUAUCACUGUGUUCCCGAUAAGAAUUUUUCAUCUCUAAUCGAGUUUUGUUACCCACGUGGAAGACGUAUUCCUUUUCAAAAAGGAAAUUGUUUGGAACUUGCCUACACCGGAAUUCUAAAUCACGUCAAGUGCGGUCAUUUCAGCUAUGGUUGUCCUGAAAUGGAUUAUUUCAGCAAUGAAAUAUAUCAGUAUCCAGCAUGUCUAAGACUUGCGGAAAAUUGUUUUACAGCGGAUCUGAGUUGUUUGAAAAAGCAAUAUUUCAUUCAAAUACAAAUGGAAAAGAAAGAACCAAAUUGUACACAUAAAACAGAGCAGUUAACCAGAGAGGAAAAUACCUAUGAACCUCUUGUAGGGACAGUUAUCGUCCUUUCGGUGUUGCUAUUUGCAUCUAUUUUAGCUCUCAUCAUACAGGGUCUACGGUAUCGACAGAAAGUUGCAGAAAAUAAUCUAGGAACUGAAGGGUCCAAGGGUGAUGUUGUAUCUGAAAGAUCUCCAAAACGCCCUGCUCCAUUUGUGACAAAAGAAUGUGGAAGUCAAACCGAUGAUGAAAUGAAAACAUUUGAAUUACAUGCAAUUGUAACCAAAGAAAGUGAAAACCAGGAAGCAAAAAAUUCUGAUAACAUUUUGAACAUGAUUUUAACGGAAAUCUCCAUAGAAGAUGAAGACUUGUUUCAACUUCUGAAAAGGCAGUGCUUAAAUGGUGAACAACUGGGAUUCAGUUAUCUUAUUGACGGAAGAGUUAAGACACUGGGCAAAAGAGACCUUUUAUUUCAGAGAGACGAAAGUGGAUGUACAUUAUUGCAUUACGCAGCCAGAGGGGGAUCUAUUCCUAUACUGGAUGAAAUAUUAAAACUUUAUCAAGAAAAAAAUGUUGAUUUCAUGGUUAAAUGUUAUCAAAGUAAAACAAUCUUGGACUACGCUUUGCAAUAUAACUGUGAUGAUGAGACUGCUAAAUUUAUUAUUGGAAAACUUGCAAAACCGAUGAAAGAAGCAAUGAAAUUAAAAAGAAAUCAAAAUACAGAAUAUCAUGAUCCAAUAGUGGCGAACGUUGCACUAUUUGCGCCAUUCCAUUUGAUUGCUUGGAAAGGAAAUUUAGAACUUUUAGAUACAAUAAAAACAGUGUAUGACAAUGUUACAGCUAAAACUAAAAGUGGGCUUGAUAUCCUUUCCAUUGGUUGCCUUGCACAUAAAAAUAAAUUUUGCAAGCAUGUUAUAAAAAAUGAAAAGGUACUAUCAAAAUCUGACAAAAGUGGUCAAUGGAAUGUUUGCCAUUAUGCGGCGAUGUCCGGAAAUUUGACAGUUUUAAAACAAAUAGAAUUAGAGGACCCAGACCAGCUGUCAAUAUCUUCAAAUUCAAAGAAAAAACCAUUGCAUAUUGCUUGUGAAUUUGCAAAAAUUAAUGUUGUCGAAUAUUUAGUUCAUAGAUGCCCUAAAGAUAUGUUCCGGGAAGAUAGCUUUGGUUGGAAUGCAUUACAAUUUGCUGUCAAAGGUGGAGAUUUUGAUCUUUUUAUGUUUUUGAUAGACCAAAAAAUGGAUAUUAGGACCAGAGCAAAGGAUGGGAAAACAUUGCUCCAUAUUGCAUGCAUUCAUAAACAGGAUAGAAUAUGUGAAUUCUUGGCUAAAACAUAUUUUGAAAAGCACAAAGAUCUCUUAAAUGCAACGACAAACAUUAAAAAUUGGACUGCAGCGCAUUACAUCGGAGUGGAGAAUAAAUUGGAUGGCAGGGAAGCAAAAAUACUUGAUAUACUAAAAAAAUAUAUCGUGGAUCUCUCUGAGAAAAAAAAAGAUGGAGACACAAUACUCUCUGCGGUAACAGCAGAUGGAUACACAAUAUUUGACAUAGCUAUUCAACAUUUGAAUAUUAAGUUAAUUAUCUAUAUUCUUGAAAGUGAGGAAUACAUAAGAUUAAUAGGUAUAUGUCAGGAUACUUUAGAAGGACAUCUUCAAAAAGUAAAAAAUCCAACUAUCAAGGCAGCUCUACAAAAAGCUAUUAAAAAACUAAGGUUUGACUAA
Messenger RNA from Saccostrea cuccullata (small rock oyster), 2194 nucleotides. RefSeq lists its product as uncharacterized. Lineage: Eukaryota; Metazoa; Mollusca; Bivalvia; Ostreida; Ostreidae. The record is from RefSeq and is a predicted model, not a curated record. Gene Ontology annotation, molecular function: protein binding. The coding region runs from base 14 to 2194 and encodes 726 amino acids. The transcript has 9 exons.